CUCCAUCUCUCCUCUCUGUCUCUCUCAGGGGGGAAAGGGAAAAUAAGGGGAACGAAGGGAAGGGAAAACCCUAACAGGAGAAAGAAGCGGAAGAAUCAGGAGGCGGAGAAGGAGGGAUGGGGAAGAAGCGGAAGUUGCAGAAGAAGGCAGCGGCGGAGGAAGCGAACAGCCACCAGGGUGAGGAGGAGGCCCAGCAAGACCCUGGCCCGGACUCCGUUCAGAAGCUACUUGAGGCCUUCAGCAAAGAGCAGCUCAUCGAGCUCGUCUGCGAGGCGGCCGCCGAAGAUGACGCGUUCCUCGCAGAUAUCAAGCGUACCGCCGACAAGGACGUCGCCCACCGCAAGAUCUUCGUCUACGGCCUGGGCUGGGAUGCCGAUCGAGAUGCCCUGCUCUCCGUCUUCAAGAAAUACGGCGACCUGGAGGACUGCAACGUUGUGCUCGACCGCGCCACCGGCCGCUCCAAGGGCUACGGAUUCGUCCUAUUCCGCCACCGCAAGGGCGCUGUCAAAGCCCUCAAGGAGCCCCAGAAGCGGAUAAAGAAUCGCUUCGCCACCUGUCAGCUCGCCUCCGUCGGGCCCGUCGCCACCAGCCACUCCUCAGACGUCGCCGCUCGCAAGAUCUACGUCAGCAACGUUCCCGCCGAUGCGUCGCCAGAGAAGCUGCGCGCUAUGUUCGCUCGGUUCGGCGAUCUCGAGUCGGGCCCUGGCGGGUUCGAUACGGCGACGGGCAAGUCCCGCGGCUUCGCCCUCUUUCUGUACAAGGCUGUCGACGGUGCCAAGAAGGCGUUGCAGGAGCCGUAUAAGAUGUUUGAAGGGCAUCAGUUGCACGUCCGAAAGGCUGCUGAGUACCCGAAGGCCGGUGGGAAGCCGAUUAUGGCAGCUCCUCUGGUGCCAGGCGCAGCUACUCUCGUUCACGUACCCGCCGUGGGUGCCGGAGUGGUGCCAGCCAUGAUCAGUCAUGGUGAUCUUGCAUUGACACAUGCAGCUGGAGCUGUCUUUCCGGGCGCUCUGCCGAUGGCGUCAAUGGUGCCCCAGGUGGGAAUGGCCGGGUCCUUUCUGACAGCAGGCGGGACGGGUUUGGCGGGACCGGGUUACGGACAGGGGUUGGCUGGUUAUGGUGCCCAGCAGCAGCAGCCCGGGUUGAGCGGGCUGAGUUCAUCUGUUCUUGGUGCAUACGGCAUGCAGGGAAUUCAAAGCGGACAGCUGGGACAGUCAUCGGUGAGGGCGCAAGUUGGUGGAAGCAGUUUGGGAGGAUUACCUUCAUACACUUCGCUUUAGGUGUUCAUCUUAUUGUUGGUGUGGAUCAAUUCUAAUUGAGGGAAGUCUAGUUUUCUGGGCCUAUUGAUGCGAUCAGAUUUUCAUGAGAACCCAAUGCAUGUGAGAGUGAUAAUUCACAACUGAGAUUGUGAGUCGGACUCCCUUUGUUUACAGUGGAAUUGCUCAUGGAACAUGACAGUUCUUACAUGAUUUUGCAGUUUCAGAAAGUGAUUUCACAAGAAUGAAAAGGUGAAUUUGAAUCCGAUGAAUGUGUAGGGGGUUAAAGAUGCAAGAAGUUAUUUGUGGGAAUCAUGCUGUGCCAUUCUAGGGAUGAUUUUCUUUCCUUAUGAUGGAAAAAUAGUCUUAUUCCAGAAGAACCUUAUUAUCUCAGAUUGUCAGUAGACACAAUGAGGGGGUGUACAUCUCCGGUUUUUGUAAGUCAUUUAUAGAUGGAAGGAGCAGCUAGUGAGCAUAGCCUGUUUGUAACUUUGUAUGCCAGGAGCGGAGGCACGUGUGGGCUCCUUGGGGCAUACGUGUAUGCCCCACGGAGCCCCCCCCCCCCCCUUCUUCAGUGGCUAGAGAGUCACUGGACCUGGGUUGGAUCCAGGUCCAGUUGUAUGGGACUGCCCUACGAGACGUGGGUUGCUGCCCUGCAACUCCUCUUUUGCUCUUCGCUCUUCCUCUGCAAAACAAAAAUAAAAUUUGUGUUGAGAACAAUUUGUGAAAACUAGAAAGGCUGGAAACCCUCGCCUCUUUGGUGUCCUCGCCGGCUCGCCGGUUCCGGUCACAGUCACCUUCUGCUGGCGUCAGACGACCACCUCCUCAGGUCAGAAAACAGUAUCAGCAGAUUCAGCACUGCAUAGGUGGGUGACCCUUUCUAAGUUUCUCCCUCCCUCUCUGUAACGAUGCCACUUUUCCCAUCGUUUUCAUUCCCAUUUUCUUGACUGAUGCCUCUCUCUCUUUUUUCUCCCUCCCUCAGCCUCAGGCCUGUCACAGUGUCACCCGUGGCCCUGUCAGUGGGUGACGCCGCUGACGCCUGAUGCUUCUCUGGAGGUGGUAACCCCCCCACCUGCUGCUCCAAGCCUUCACCGGUGACUGAACCACGCGGUGAGUCACUGAGUCUCUCUUCUUUGAUUGUCUUUUUUUUUUCCUGCUUUUGAUUUAAGAAUUAGGGACUUGCUCAAUUGCUGUGGCAUCUAGGGAUUUGUUGUGUGGUGUGUAGCAUUUAGGGAUUUGCUUUGCUCAAUUGUUGUGCUGUGUAGUUUAGGUAUGUGGCCAUUUGGGCUUCUAGUUCUAGAUAAGAUAAACGACUUCAUAUUGCUAUGUUGUAUGUCGUGUUUUUUUGUGUGUGCACUGUGCAGGUUCAUUUGAUUCAUUAUUUAGUUUUUAAAUUUUUUUUCUUUUCUUGCAAAGUUUCAUCUCACCGUAUUGUGGCAGUGGUUGUUUUCUUGUUCUUGUUUCUCUUUUUCACUUCUUUAGUUUUCAGAUAACCAAUUUCUUUCAUAGUUAUUUUUGUUGGGUACAUCUUACAGAAUCUUGAAUUAUGAUUUAGGAAAAGAAAAAAAGAUUAUCAAACCUUCUAACUUUCGGUUUUCCAUAAUUUAAGUAUGUUAUGUUCUUGUUUUCUUUCUUGGGUGUUAUGAGUGAAAAACCUUUUGCAGAAAAGUGGGUUAGCUUGUGUCUUUUGUAUCGGAGAUAUGGGAGAUGAUCAUAUUUGCAGUUUAUCACUUCAUUGUACUUUAUUGUACAUGGGGUUUUAAAUUUUUAAUCAGUAAAUGCAGCCAUGUGAUUUUGCCUUCUUAUCCCUAAAUUAAGAAUAAGCUGGCUGGGGUACUAGAGUAGUUUUUCCCCUUUUGUUCAUAAAGUUUGCAGAAAACCCUCUAAAAUUAAGAAAUAUUAUAUGCAGCCUUGAUCUGUUUGUUUAUCUGUAAAAGCAGCGUUGAAAUUUUGAAGUUUUGAUACUAAUGUUUAGUUGCUCAUAGGAAAGACUAGUGUCUUUUCUAUACUUCAUUCUGUUAACUUUUGGAGGAUGAAUUCCUAAGAUAGGGGUGUAUAGUGAACGACCUUAUGCUGGAACAAGCUAAUGAGCGCAGUCCAAAACUAGCUUGCCCUCAACUAGAUCAAACCUGCUUGAUAUUGCCAUCUCUUGUAGUCUUGUUCUCUAUCAUUUAGUUAAUAAUUAUGGUUUUUUUUUAUGGACUACAGCAAGCUCUUACUUUUGUAAUAAUAUUUUAGUACCCCAUGGAAAAAUAUUUCUGGCUCCGCCUCUCGUAUGCCUUGCAUAUUUUAUCAUCUUAAAGACAUGCUAACUGUUUGGGUUUCACCAAGUGCUUCGACGUCUUCAAGUAUUGAGUUAGUGCAAAGAAUCAAGCUGACAAAUUUAUGGUGGGGAUUUUCCUU
Messenger RNA from Nymphaea colorata (pocket water lily), 3656 nucleotides. RefSeq names its product UBP1-associated protein 2B-like. The record is from RefSeq and is a predicted model, not a curated record. The transcript has 3 exons. Gene Ontology annotation, molecular function: RNA binding. Bases 117 to 1277 code for a protein of 386 amino acids. Lineage: Eukaryota; Viridiplantae; Streptophyta; Magnoliopsida; Nymphaeales; Nymphaeaceae.